AUGGAUGAUGAUGAUUUCACGGGAUUUGACAUUGGGCAACCGAUGGUUUGGGUUAAUGAGACCCCAGAAACUACAGAAGAAGGCCCAGUCUUUGGCCCAGAAAAUCGACCAGGAGGAGCUAUCGAAAAAGAAGAAAAAGAUCAACCACUGAUAGAAAACGAAAAGUUCGUGGAGGAAAAGCCGAGAAAAUCGAGUAUAAUCCAGCAAGAUCCUCCAAGGCCCAAACCUCAACCCUCACCCCCAAAUGGCCUUCGAUUCAGAAGAUAUGUCAGGGUGCCAAGGCCUGUUAGAGGACCCAGAAAAUGGGAACACAACCCUCCGCCAGCAUCUGCUGAAAAAGAAGAAGAACCUGUUUAUUAUGGACCGGAUAAUCGACCGGCAGAUUGGAUCUCAAAACCUCCAACGCCACAACGGAAGAGAUCGGUGGAUUCAGAGAAAAUGACUGAUGUCGAGACGCCGGUUCGUAAACCACCGCCAAAACGGACGCCUUCUUCCAAUCGAUUUCCGCCUCCAGACGUUUUACUGCCUCCAGCACGUCAGGAAAUUGAUGUGGUACCGCUGGAUCCAAACGACGAGAUGUUUUGGCGAUCAUCGUGGCAAGAGCGGAACGAAGGAAAUAUUGACGUUUCUGGCGUAUUGGCAUAUUCGGCAAUAGACGUCCGUCCAAAAGCCGAGCCACCGCCUCUUCCUCCUAUUCCACUCACCCCAAAAUGCCCUUAUCACCCGGAUUGUGAUGGGAAAUGCCAA
Molecule: messenger RNA, 747 nt
Organism: Mesorhabditis spiculigera
Lineage: Eukaryota; Metazoa; Nematoda; Chromadorea; Rhabditida; Rhabditidae
Source: the annotation of a GenBank genome assembly